GAACCAAACUCAUCGUCGUUUAUGACCUCGGCCAUGGCUAUAGCGACUGCAGACUCCUCUCUCCUCCACUCAAAACCACCAUCACCACCAACUCUCCUUUCUCAUCCCCCACAAUCAGCACAACAACUUCACCUUCCCAAAACAACAUCCUCCAAUUGGACCCCAUUAGUACUCACCACGAGUCAUUCAACCUUGGAAAAGACCAUGCCCACGACAAGUCGUUCCACCAAUUGCCUAGACCUCUCUUUCCUUUCUUAUUUGACAACAUCUGCUAUUGAUAAUCUAGCCAUGGUGAGUCCUUCACUUGCAUAUGCGAACAUUUACUUCAAAUCUGGAUUUAACGUGCAAAUCAACGUGAAAGAGAACGAGCCUGAGGAGAGUAUACUAUUUCGGUUCAAGAAAGCUGUUAUAAGGGCACGUGUUUUGCAGGAGUGUAGGAGGAGGAGGUUUUUUGAGAGCACACAAGAUAAGAAGAAGAGAAAAACUAGAGGUGCUGCUAGAAGAAACAGUCAGAGACGCCCACAGCCAAGAACACCAGUUAAACAGGAAGCACCCAAGAAGAAAAAGGAUGACGAUGACGAUGACAACUGGGAACUCCCAGAAGGAGAGAUUCCCUAUCGCUGAUUGAGGCAACGAGGUCCAUAAGAGGAAGCCAGAUAGCAGCUGAAACGAGAAGGAAAGAACAAAAGAUGAAUGUUGUUUUCAAGAAUCUCCCAACCGAUGAAUCCAUAGCUCAAGUGACUGACAGCCUCCCUCUUGCCUAAAUGAAAUGGAAUGAAUCAAAUCAGUAAGCUUUUUAAUUGAUUCAGGGUGAAGCGAAGCCAAAUUCAACCAGGGUAAGGGCAAGCUGAGAAUCAGCUUCAACCCGGACUUAAAGUUCCAAGCGAUGCUUUUGACAACCAGAUUGUGAAUAUAAAAAAUGUUAAACUAGGUUAGCAGAACAGGAAACGUGAAUAGAGUUGUUGGAUUUAUAACCACAAUUUGGAGACGACACUUUUUUGUUACAGGAAAGUUUUAGAAUCGGAUUAGUAGUUAUUGGUUUUGCAAGGUGGAGUAUGGAGAUGUAGCCAUCAAUGUAUUUACAGGUCCAAACAAUUUAAUGCCUAUUUAU
Messenger RNA from Populus nigra (black poplar), 1111 nucleotides. RefSeq names its product small ribosomal subunit protein bS21c. The record is from RefSeq and is a predicted model, not a curated record. Gene Ontology annotation, cellular component: ribosome. Lineage: Eukaryota; Viridiplantae; Streptophyta; Magnoliopsida; Malpighiales; Salicaceae. Gene Ontology annotation, biological process: translation. Gene Ontology annotation, molecular function: structural constituent of ribosome.